Orussus abietinus is the source of this 2198-nucleotide messenger RNA. RefSeq names its product MPN domain-containing protein. Gene Ontology annotation, biological process: double-strand break repair. NCBI's taxonomy places the organism in Eukaryota, Metazoa, Arthropoda, Insecta, Hymenoptera, Orussidae. The coding region runs from base 266 to 2026 and encodes 586 amino acids. The record is from RefSeq and is a predicted model, not a curated record. The transcript is spliced from 8 exons. Gene Ontology annotation, molecular function: metallopeptidase activity; polyubiquitin modification-dependent protein binding. Gene Ontology annotation, cellular component: BRISC complex; BRCA1-A complex.
CCCUACGCUGCUUGUGCGCCAUAUUUGAUACGAUUCUCUUGGUUUUCUACGUUUUCUACGUUAAACUACUUGAUUGACGUAAUAUACGUCAAAAACCUCGAAAGUCGUGAAACUACCCUACCCUGGUCGAGUUCUCUUGAGAAAGAACAAUAAACUAGACCGGUGACAACAAUGUAAAGUUAACAGCCUUCUACUUUAUCAUACGUCAAUGUUUUGUGCCUGUAUGACGUUUUUGGAUUGUACCGCGAAGAUAUAACAAUUUAAAAUGAUGGAUAUUGUUGGGGAAUCUGGGUCGGAGGAGGGUCAGGAGAGAUCGAGUUGUUUGAAUUCAGCGACAGUGGUUCGAGUACCGGUGAAACAUGCAAAUCUGGGCAUUCGAAGUCAUGCCAUGGAUAUGAGCACGAUGGUAGAACUAACGUCAUUUAGCACACUUGGGAAGAUACAACCAUUCCUGGUAACGAUUUCCACAACCGCUGCUCUUGUAGUCGAUUUACAUUGUCACCUCUCCGAUAAAGAAGUAUGCGGUUACUUAGGUGGGCACUGGGAUAUUAAUGCACAUAAUCUUGCAAUCACAAAUGCAUUUCCCUGUAGGUAUGCAGGAAAGGAUAAACAAGCUGCGUCUUUGGUAGAGUUAGAAAUUGCAAGAGCUAUGGAAUGGAAGCGAACGACACUGGUGGGCUGGUAUCACUCUCAUCCCCGUUCACACGCUUCACCCUCUUUACGGGAUGUAGAUUCGCAAUUGGAUUAUCAGAUAAAAAUGAAAGGAAUCAGCGAUAAUGGUUAUACUCCAUGCGUUGGACUGAUUUGCUCACCUUAUAACACCGAUGGGAAUUGCUACGAAUCAAACUUCAAUGUCUUUUGGUCGAUGCCACCUCCUGAAAACAGGCCCCAUGAAUAUCCCAGACCAAUGCUUCUCAGUUAUUCCUUGUCGCAAGAACACUUUCUCCCUCAAGAUGCUCUCGAGGAAAUUAAAAAGUGCAUAGACUAUUACAAAUCCGAAGGUGGUAUCGACUUUAUGGCUACGUUUAAUGGAAACACAACAUAUCUCGAGCGUUUAAGGAGCUCUUUAGCAUCCAAGCUUCCUGGACGUAACCAAUCAAACGGCUCGUACUGGGAUGUAAUCAGAGAGAUGAUUUGCCCUGGAGCCGAAGACCCUCCACCCGAUCCAUUCAUCUCCAGUGCUACUACAUCGAUGAAGUAUUCCUUGAUGACCGAUUCCCUAAACCAGCCCAGCAGUUUAAGCGCAAACAGUCUCUUCCUGGCACCGGCCAAGUUCAAGACAGACAAUUCGAGCAAUCCCUCGACUUCCCGGGAUAAGGACGAUGGUGUAGCUGAAGUUACUCCGAUCUACGCGAUGGCAGCGAAGGACUCGAGUUUAGGAUCGAAGCACAGACUUCAAGCCGAUCCAGUUCCCAGCUUCCAGUCGGGCGAGCUGACGGUGUCCGUAAAAAAUACGAAGUGUGAGUACGAGUUCCCGUCCAGUGGCGAUUUCUCGAAGAUAUCGAGCCUCUUGGGCGACUCGUCGAGCAAAUUCAGGCCCGCGACCGGCGACUUCCCGCUGGCCGACAUAUCGCAGGUCACCAAGUUCUCCGAGCUCAGCAAACUCGCGAACUUCUCGACCGCGGACCUGGCGAAGCUCUCCGGCUUCGCCCUGAACGACUUCACGAAGAUGUCCCCGUACGUAUGCAACAUUGCUAACUUAUUCGGUCCACCGGGCAAGGUGUCGAAGGAGGUCGACCCCGGUGAGAGGAAAGUCGACGACUUCGCGACGGCCGUGGCCGUUCGCCAGUCCUUCAAGGCUCCUAUGUCUGCAGAAGCCGGCAUGGACGACUUCUCGAUGGAUCAUAAAAAGCCCCUCGACUUGGGCGAAGGUCCCAAGAGACCGACGGAUUACUCCUCCGAGGACUUGACCGUCUCCGGCGUCAAGUCCGACUUCGGAGCGAUGCUCGACAUGACGACCUUGCACGCGAAGAAGCAACAGCAAGGCGAGUGUGACUCCUUGAACCUUUCGAAAGACCGACAAUAAUUUCUGCCACUCUGUAGUCUAAGUGUCGGGCUGUGUUAAGCCUUGGAGAGGAGCGUCCUCUUGGUAAGUUGUUAGGCUUAAUUAAUAUUUAUUCCAAGAUGUAGGGCAAGACGCUGGUAACUGCCUUUUAAUGUGCCGCCGAGUGUUUACGACGAAUAAAGGAUAAACGAGA